Messenger RNA from Mytilinidion resinicola, 900 nucleotides. RefSeq lists its product as uncharacterized. NCBI's taxonomy places the organism in Eukaryota, Fungi, Ascomycota, Dothideomycetes, Mytilinidiales, Mytilinidiaceae. The record is from RefSeq and is a predicted model, not a curated record. The coding region runs from base 202 to 702 and encodes 166 amino acids. The transcript has 2 exons.
GGAAAGCUGGUGGCCUCUUAUACCUCUCGUGAAGAAGUUUUCGUGGUAGUCAUAGCAGUCAUAGCAGUCAUUCUCGCAUUAGAAUCUUCGUGAAGUUUGUCAUAGUGUUCCAUCGUGUGUCAUAAAAUUUGACCAUUCCGUACGCUGCUGGCAUCAUCUGCGCCCUUUCGACGCUCACCUAAAAAUUACUGAGGCACAUGGAUGGCGUGCAGCCAAUCGCAGCGCGGGAAAGAGAUUUUUAAUCGGGUUGCGGCGUCCAGAAGCCUGCGUGUGCUGCUCCCGUCUUGCCGCUGGAGUGUCCACCUUAGCACUAGACGUCACUCUGGCAAAGCUGCGCUACACGAGGCUGAAAAUCUAGUUUUAAUUAGAUCACCAAUAGUCGUGCAGCCGUCCAGUUGCACCAUGUGGCCGCCGUCCGACAGGGGCAUCGGCCUGAAAAUUCUGCUUGGCGUGACCCGAAAUCCACGGCUUGUGUCCCGGGUUCGGGUACCGAAGGCUCUCAGCGGCGCCUUUCAUUCGCAGAGCCUGACUCAGUCUUGCCCGGCUCGGCGGCGUGAUCGCGCGCACGUGACGGUGAAGUUUUCUAUUCGUGCAUGUGAUACGUGCAUGGCGAGUAUCUCCGGCGCCUUCAGGCCUUCGUUCACAGCCGCCCAGAAGGCCGUCUUCGCUCUACGAACUUCAUCAAACAUCAAAAUGGGCUGAUGCUGUGCGUCUUAGGCUUCUCCCUUGCAUUGGUGCCGAAGCAUUCUUCAGAGUGAUCCUGUCUCUUAUGAGGGAUUUCGUAAUCGCUCACACCGUAACAUGAAGUCGCGUCCCACUUCGUUUCAGCACCGUUGUCGCCAUUCUGUCGCCAUUGCGAACAUGCGGAAUCAGUAGUCAGUGCUCACAACCAUCGCCGCU